Molecule: messenger RNA, 2382 nt
Organism: Perognathus longimembris pacificus (Pacific pocket mouse)
Lineage: Eukaryota; Metazoa; Chordata; Mammalia; Rodentia; Heteromyidae
Gene: Rgl3
Product: ral guanine nucleotide dissociation stimulator like 3
Exons: 19
Coding region: 118-2232 (704 amino acids)
Biological process (GO): Ras protein signal transduction; positive regulation of GTPase activity
Cellular component (GO): plasma membrane
Molecular function (GO): guanyl-nucleotide exchange factor activity
Source: RefSeq, a predicted model, not a curated record
GGGGCCCGGCCCCGCCUCCGCCCCGCCCCUAGCCCCGAGCCCGGCGCUGCCCGCAGCCCGCCGGCCCUUCCGCCUCACUCGGCGGCGCCGCGGAGCGGGACAAGACGGGCGCGGGCCAUGGAGCGCACGGCGGGCAAGGAGCUCGCCCUGGCGCCCGUGCAGGACUGGGGCGAGGAGACCGAGGACGGCGCGGUGUUCAGCGUCUCCCUGCGUCGGCAGCACAGCCAGCGUUCCAGGCCCGCAGCGGGGCCUGGGGACAGCCAGACCCCCAAGCCCUCUGUGGCGGACACCUUCCUGCAUUACCGCACCAGCAAGGUGCGGGCACUUCGGGCAGCAAGGCUGGAGCGCUUGAUACAUGAGCUGGUGUCCGGGGACCCAGAGCAGGACCCAAGCUUCAUACCUGCUUUCCUGGCCACCCACCGGGCCUUCGUGCCCACUACCCGAGUGCUGGGCUUCCUGCUGCCCCCACCGCUGCCACCCCCACCUCUCAGGGAAGACAGCAAGACAGAUGGACAAGAUCUGUGCAUCAACAAGAACCUAAGGGCUGUGGUGUCUGUGCUGGGCUCCUGGCUCCGCGACCAUCCUCAGGACUUCCGAGAUCCCCCUGCCCAUCGGGACCUGGGAAGUGUCCGGAUCUUUCUGGGUUGGGCAGCUCCAGGAGGAGUUGAGGCCCAGGAAGCAGAGAAACUUCUGGAAGAGUUCUUGAAGGAGACUAAGCGAGAACAGGAAGAAGAGCAGCAGUCCGUGGCCCGGACAGGGCCUCCCAGGGCAGCCUCCCCGGAGGGCCUCUCUGAAGAGGAGGAAGGGGCCGGCCCAGAAGGUCCAGAGCUCUUGGACUUCAGCGAGGACGAGGUGGCCGAGCAGCUGACCCUCAUCGACGUGGAGCUCUUCUCGCGCGUGCGGGCCUGCGAGUGCCUGGGCUCCGUGUGGUCCCAGCGGGAUCGGCCCGGAGCCGCAGGAGUCUCCCCCACGGUCCGCGCCACAGUGGCCCAGUUCAACAAGGUGACUGGCUGCGUGCUGGGCUCCGUGCUGGGGGCACCGGGCCUGACCGCGCCGCAGCGGGCGCAGCGGAUCGAGAAGUGGAUCCGCAUUGCCCAGCGCUGCCGGGAACUGCGGAACUUCUCUUCCUUGCGGGCCAUCCUGUCCGCCCUGCAGUCGAACCCCAUCUACCGGCUGAAGCGCAGCUGGGGGGCCGUGAGCCGGGAGCCAUUAUCCACUUUCAGAAAACUUUCACAGAUUUUUUCCGACGAGAACAACCACCUCAGUAGCCGAGAGAUUCUUUCCCAGGAAGAAACCACUGAGGUACCCCAAGAGGAUGAAAGCACUCCAAGAAGCCUGCCUUCAAAGCUUCCCCCAGGUCCUGUCCCCUACCUUGGGACCUUCCUCACUGACUUGAUCAUGUUGGACACAGCCCUGCCGGAUAUGUUGAAGGGGGAUCUCAUCAACUUUGAGAAGAGGAGGAAGGAGUGGGAGAUCCUGGCCCAAAUCCAGCAGCUGCAGCGUCGCUGCCGAAGCUAUAGCCUGAGCCCCUGCCCGCCCAUCAUGGCUGCCCUGGAAGCCCAGCGCCAGCUCAGCGAGGAGCAGAGCUACCGAGUCUCCCGGGUCAUUGAGCCACCGGCUGCCUCCUGUCCCAGCUCCCCACGCAUCCGGCGGCGCAUCAGCCUCACCAAGCGUCUCAGUGCGAAGCUGUCUCGAGAGAAAAGCUCGUCCCCUGGUGCCAGUCCUGGGGACCCUGCAUCGCCCCCCUCCAGUCUAUCCCCAGGCUCCCCUCCAUCCAGUCCUAGAACCAAGGACCCUCCCAGCAGCCCCCCAGCCUCUCCAGGGCCUCAGGGCCCCAGCACCAAGCUGCCUCUGAGCCUGGACCCAACAGGCCCCCGGACCCCGGCCUCGACCCUGAGCAGCCCUCGAGUGCCCCUCUCGGGACAGCAGAACUCAGAAGCCCGUGUCAUUCGGGUCAGCAUUGACAAUGACCAUGGGAAUCUAUACCGGAGCAUUUUGCUCACUAGUCAGGACAAAGCACCCAGCGUGGUCCAGCGAGCCCUAGAAAAACACAAUGUGCCCCAAUCUGGGUCUCGUGACUACCAGCUAUUCCAGGUCCUUCCUGGGGACAGAGAGCUCCUGAUUCCGGACAAUGCUAACGUCUUCUAUGCAAUGAGUCCUCAAGCCCCCGGAGACUUCAUGCUACGCAGGAAAGAGGGCCCCCGGCCCACACCCUCGGUCUCCCCAACCUGACCCCCACUAGGCAUCAUGGUUCCUGGCUUCUGUCUCCAUGGAAGUGGGGGGUGCCUCUGUCCCUGAAAAGCCUCCACCUUUUUUGCUUUUCUUUUUGUUUUUGGUUGGUUGUGGGACCUGAACUCAGGGCCUGGAUGCUGUCUCUAAGCU